GUUUCUCAAGUCGUCAAUCCAGGAAAUAAACACGUGUGAACAAGAUAGACCACUCUUUCCUGUAUGCAGAGCCGCUGGUAGUUUACCGUCGGUGUGUAAUCGGCGCAAAUAGCGUCAAUCAGUGUCGCAGAUCUUUGUCCACAUUCAACAGCUUCCAUGUAAACUCCAGCUGAGAUCAUGUCAGUCAUUGUCAGUGUGUGAAAUCACAUGGAGGUGCUCUUGUGCUCACAUGACAGUCAGAGCCAUGGCAGGAGAGAUCAAUGAAGGCUCAGUUCCUGCCUAUUACAGGGAAGUGUACGAGGCCAUCCGUUGUAGGACGGAUGAAAGAGUGCAGGUUGAAGUGUUUCAGCGGCUGCUUCAGAGGGCUAAUCUCUCCAAGGCAGCUUUAGGAAAGAUUGCUGAGCACGUUGAGUCCACAGAUGGAUUCCUGACCAAGUUGUCCCUCUAUAAAGCACUUGCUUUGAUUGCUCUUGCUCAGCAAGGAAAGCAACCAAGCCCAAAACUCUUGGAAAACUGCAUACAAGAGUUACCAAAACCUCAGCUUGGAGAGCCCAGUGACCUGAGCACACUGAGGAUGCAGCCAGCUCAGGAAGACGUGCUGACGCUGUCUGAGACCCUGGAUCGGCUGUUGGCCAGAGACACGGUCCAGGUGGAACUCAUUCCUGAAAAGAAGGGACUAUUCCUCAAACAUGUGGAGUACCAGGUCACCAGCCAGCAUUAUAAAAUAUCAGUUUAUCGACGCUACAGUGAUUUUGACGUCUUCCAUGAGGUUUUGCUGCAGAGAUAUGCCUACAGAAUGGUACCAGCUCUACCACCUAAAAGGAUGUUAAAGGGAGUCCUGACCUCCGUCUCUGAGCGGGAGUUUAUUGAGGGAAGGAGGCGUGCUCUGGCCAGGUUUAUCAACUUGGUGGCGCGGCAUCCCUUCUUCUCACAAGACGAGCUGGUCAAGACCUUCCUCACCUUCAGCGGCUCCGAUGUUCAGACCAAACUGCGUGAUACUUACAAGAAAACCGGUGAUGAGUUCAUGACUAACAGAACUGCAACCCUGGCAAAGGAGUAUCUUCCCACUGACAUCCAGGCUCAGUUCUCAUCAAGCCGAGAACUGAUUAGAAACAUCCACAACAGCUUCCACAAGCUGCGGGACAGAGCAGAGAAAAUGGCAGAGCGCUCUAAGGAGAAUGCGACUGAUCUCCUCAUGUUUGGAAGAGAACUCAGUAGUCUGGGCUCAGAUGCUUCGUCUAUUCCCUCCUUUGCGUCGUCACAAAGCACCUGGGGGGCCAUGCGUCAAUCCCUGAAGAGUUUGUCUGUGGAGUUUGCGGUGCUGUCUGACAAAGCUGCUCAGCAGGGCAGACGGGAAGAAGAUGAUGUUGUGGAAAAGCUGAAUGUUUUCCUGGAUCUGCUGCAGUCAUACCGAGACCUGUGUGAGCGCCAUGAGAAGGGCGUUCUUCACGAGCACCAGAGAGCGCUGCAUAAGUACGGAGUGAUGAAGAGGCAGAUGAUGAGCGCCACUGUGCAGCCCAAAGAACAGGCAUCUGUGGAGCAGCUGGAGUCUCGAAUAGUUCAGCAAGAAAAUGCCAUUCAGACUAUGGAGCUGCGCAACUACUUCUCACUGUUCUGCCUUCAUCAAGAGACACAGCUUAUCUUCACCUACCUGCCAAUCACAUCCCAUAUUCUUGGUGCUUUUGUUAACUCACAGGUCCAAGGACACAGAGAGAUGGGGGAGGUGUGGAAUGAACUCCAGCCGAAGCUCGGAUGUCUCUUUAGCGGAAACAACGGAAUGAAAUCAGCAUUCUGAAAAGUAAAGAAACGAAGACAGAAGCACUGCGACUAAGGGGAAUACAGAAUGAACUUUCACUCAUCUGAAAAAUCUAGUAUUACUCUUUACAUUCCAUGCAGUUGUAACAUAAGUGACCUUUGUACUUUCUGUAUUUGAUCUUCGACUGAUCAUCAGCAUCUGAAACUGGAAGAGACAAUGGACCAUAAAGACACUGUGCUUAUAAAUCUGUAUUUUCACACUCUGAUCGAUUGUUUCAACUUUCUCAACUGCCAACAAGCAAAGUAAAUCCUCAAAUGUAUUAUUUUUAAGGGACAAUUCAGCACAAAACAAAAGGAAGAUGACAUGCCAACUAAUUAUUAUUAUUUUUUUUAUAACUUAAACUUGUAAGAUGCUAUAUACACUAAACAGCUGACACAAAAAAAGAAAUGGAUGGGAAUACUUUUAAUGUCCAGUCGGUUUUAUCUUGAAAUAACUUUAGACCAAUGUAUUUUUAUACAGAUUUUAGUGUAUGAUGAUAUGUAGUAGCAUACUUUAUAUUUUUAUGGACAUUACUGUUCUGCUUGACGUUAAAGCAUGUUUACUUCCAUUCAGAGCUUCCCCUAGUUAAAGUGUCUGAAAUACUGCUAGAUUUGUUUUAUAAGCUGUAUUGAAAUGCUGAAGCUCAAACUGUAGGAUACUACAACGGUUGACAAAAACAAUUACAACACUAUAAGCUAUUGAUUUACUACCAAAGAUAGAUUAUUACAUUAAAUACACACAUGUGCAAUAAAUCACAAGUUUCCUACAGUUUCAAAUCAGAACUUCCCCAAUUAUUAUAUUAUUUAAAGUUCUCAAUUUAAGGCCUUGUCACUCACAUCAGCAGUUGAAACUUGCUGUGAAAUAUAAUUUAAGAAAAAAAAAAAGUGUGCAGUUGUGAUUAGAGCAAAUGACACUUCGAUAUUUUUGACUUUUUUUUUUUUUUUAGACAUUUGGGAAUGAAAAUGAUGCACAUUUAUAUCUUUGCACAUAUGCUUUAUCAGAACAUAAUAUAUUUUUUACAACAUUUUAACAGAUUUACACAAGUGUUGAAGUCAAAUGAGGAUAUUUGCACACGUUUCUCAACAAAUAUUUAAUGAAGAAACUGUACAUACAAUAUAAAAUGUGUUUGGACAAAAAAAAAAAAAAAGAAAAAAAGUAUUAAGAAUCACAUUAAAGUGCACAGUGUAUUAAACCCAAUAA
Sphaeramia orbicularis (orbiculate cardinalfish) is the source of this 2995-nucleotide messenger RNA. It is a transcript of the gene snx8a, whose product is annotated as sorting nexin 8a. Gene Ontology annotation, cellular component: early endosome membrane. NCBI's taxonomy places the organism in Eukaryota, Metazoa, Chordata, Actinopteri, Kurtiformes, Apogonidae. The coding region runs from base 230 to 1795 and encodes 521 amino acids. Gene Ontology annotation, molecular function: phosphatidylinositol binding. The record is from RefSeq and is a predicted model, not a curated record. The transcript is spliced from 14 exons. Gene Ontology annotation, biological process: intracellular protein transport; early endosome to Golgi transport.